UGAAGACGUACAGCGGGAAUAAGGUCAUCUGCACUCUUUAUUAGCCUAGAUCAUGUAAUUAUGCGAUGGAGAAAACGAUCCACAUUUACGCAUAGCAAUUAAUGUGACAAUCAGCAAGUUUCACUGGUGCCGUUGGUCAUGCAUUUUUCAGAAACCCUGCGAGAAUCGAGUUUCGCUCGUGGGAACAUCUUGAACACCUGAGUCACCUGCCUGAACGUGUGAAUGUACGUGACCAAGCGGAGUUGACUGAAAAAGCAAGGGGACACGCGAAGCGCGCACGACUAUGGCCACCGUGCCGCCGACCUUUGGCUUCACACAGGAGCAAGUGGCGUGUGUGUGUGAGGUGCUGCAGCAGGGAGGGAGCAUCGAGCGCCUCGGUCGCUUCUUGUGGUCUCUGCCCGCCUGCGAACACCUGCACAAGAACGAGUCCGUGCUCAAGGCCAAGGCCGUGGUGGCUUUCCACCGAGGAAACUUUCGCGAACUCUAUAAGGUGCUAGAAAGUCACCAGUUCUCACCGCACAACCACGCCAAGCUCCAGCAGCUGUGGCUCAAGGCGCACUACAUCGAGGCAGAGAAGCUGCGUGGGAGACCGCUCGGCGCCGUGGGCAAGUAUCGGGUGCGCAGGAAGUUCCCGCUGCCGCGCACCAUCUGGGACGGCGAGGAGACAAGCUACUGCUUCAAGGAGAAAAGUCGCUGUGUACUUAAAGAAUGGUACUCCCAUAAUCCUUAUCCCUCACCGAGAGAGAAGCGCGAGCUGGCCGAGGCCACGGGGCUCACAACCACACAGGUCAGCAACUGGUUCAAGAACCGCAGGCAGAGAGACCGCGCGGCUGAGGCGAAGGAGAGGGAAAACGAGGGCGCAAAUCAGAACGGGCACAACCCGCUGCCUUCUCAAAUGACUGAGAGCAAAUCUCAGUGCGAGAGCUCCGACGACGAUAAAUCCCCGCCAGGGACCCCAGAUCACCCGUCCAUGAGUCCUGCUCUGCUUCUGCCCUCCAGCUCAGGCCUGCCACCACUGCAUAGCUUCGCACCCAAAGCUGGACCCAGCGUCUCAGACACGCACCAUCCUCAUCCUCAUUCUCAUCUUCAUCAUCACCCUCAUCAGCAGCACAGCCACCAUGAGCAACAGCAUCUAUCUAUACACGACGGCCUCCUAAACCCCAUGGCAGCAAGCCUGGUGGACCUUGGCUCCUAACAAUUUAGAUACUAAUUUAGAGCAUGAGCAAUGCGUAAAAAGACUAAAACCAAAGAAGACAAGAACAGGAACGCAUUAAAUUCCCAAUUGUUAUCCAGAAAAUAAUGUUUGUGGCGGGACUAUCUACAUUGAAAAAAUAUGUGUCGGUACACGAUGUAGUCUUACAAAGCAGUAACACAAAAAAGACCAAAGAACGAAGGCGACGUCCAUCUUGUUUGUGCCUUACAUACAAGAAGAGGAGAUGAACCUUUAAUAUUAAGCCUAAGUGAUAAGUCAAUAUCAAUCAACCGAUAGUUUUUGAUAUAUCUUGCUAUACAUGAAAUAAUAAAA
This is a messenger RNA of Clarias gariepinus (North African catfish), 1525 nucleotides long. It is a transcript of the gene six2b, whose product is annotated as SIX homeobox 2b. The record is from RefSeq and is a predicted model, not a curated record. Gene Ontology annotation, molecular function: RNA polymerase II cis-regulatory region sequence-specific DNA binding; DNA-binding transcription factor activity, RNA polymerase II-specific. Gene Ontology annotation, biological process: regulation of transcription by RNA polymerase II. Lineage: Eukaryota; Metazoa; Chordata; Actinopteri; Siluriformes; Clariidae. Gene Ontology annotation, cellular component: transcription regulator complex; nucleus. The transcript has 2 exons. Bases 284 to 1195 code for a protein of 303 amino acids.